AUGUUCAAAGUUUUAGCAGCAUCAACACUCAUUUCUAGCGCCUUAGCUCAUGGUGUUAUUUCUUACAUAGAUGUAGCACAGGGCUUUACUGGACCUCAACCACAGGAGUCUGCAGACAGUCCAAUCUGGACUGCAGGUAUCGACCCCGUCACUGAUGCAUACUCACCAGACAUGUUUUGUGGGCCUGACUCACAUACAAACAAUCAAAUGGCUUCAAUUGGUGCUGGAUCCGCCAUGACUAUCUACUGGGAAGAAACACAAGGUACUAAUUGGCCACACAACACUGGUCCAAUCAUUACUUACCUUGCUGCAUGUAACGGUGAUUGUGCAAACAUGGACGCAGGUUCUGCUCAAUGGUUCAAGAUUGACCAACAAGCUUUCUCCAAUGGUCAAUGGGUUCAAGCUACUCUUUUGAAUGGUGCUGGUUACCAAGUUACUAUUCCAUCUGACUUAGCUGCUGGAAACUAUCUCAUGAGAACUGAAAUCAUCGCUUUACACAACAGCUACCCAGAGUUCUACCCAAGAUGCUCUUCAUGGACCAUCACAGGUGGUGGUUCCAACUCAUAUAGCUCAGAAGCAACUGGUAGCUUCCCUGGUUCAUACAGCCCAUCAGAUGCAGGAUUGAGUCAAUCUGGUAGCGGUAUCUACAACGUUCAAUCCACCUCAGAUUAUUCUUUCCCAGGACCAGAGCUUAUCACAGUUGGACAAGGUGGUUCAGAUAGUAACAACAGUGCUCAGCCAGCCAACAACGUUAAUGCUCAAGUCUCUGACCAAGCUGACUCUGAUGAAAGAUCAUCAAAUGAUAAUGACAACACUGAUGAUAACGACAACAACGAUGACAGUGACAACGGUGACAGCUACGCUUAUAGCUCUCAAGAAGAAGACACUCAAUCUUCUUCAUCUACAGAGGAUGCUACAGCCGCAGCUCAACCAACAGAGAGUGCAAAUGAUCAAGAACAGGAAACCACUUCUGAAGCUCCUGCACCUACAUCAACUAGCGAAAGCUCUUCUGUAUCACCUGCACCAACAUCAACCAGCUCAACUGAGUCAGCUCCUACUACUAGUUGCUCAUCAACCCAGUACGCUAAUGAAGAUGAAUGUGAAUCAAAGUGGACCGAAUGUAACAACAACUACGUCCCUGGUGAAGAGUACACUUGCCAAACUGAAUUUUCACAAUGUCGCGGUCAAUCAGUCCAAAGAAGAUUGUUAUCAAACCAAAAGAUGAUGAUCAAGAGGGUAAAAAGAUCAGAACAUUUAAAGCGUCAUUUUAGACACUAA
This is a messenger RNA of Wallemia mellicola CBS 633.66, 1278 nucleotides long. RefSeq lists its product as hypothetical. The coding region runs from base 1 to 1278 and encodes 425 amino acids. The transcript has 2 exons. Lineage: Eukaryota; Fungi; Basidiomycota; Wallemiomycetes; Wallemiales; Wallemiaceae. The record is from RefSeq and is a predicted model, not a curated record.